AUGUAUUUCCUGUCAGUUGGAAAGAGGUCCUACAUAUGUAAGGAAUGUGGGAAAGCCUUUAGUCAUGCCUCAUCCCUCCAUAGACAUAGGCGAAGUCACGGUGGGGAGAGGCCUUAUGAAUGUAAGGAAUGUGGGCAAGGUUUUAGGCUUGCCGCACAUCUCACCAGACAUAGUCGAAGUCACAAUGGGGAGAGGCCUUAUGAAUGUGAGGAAUGUGGGAAAGGUUUUAGUCAUGCCUCAUGUCUCCCUGUCCAUGUAAGAACCCACAGAGGAGAGAGGCCCUAUGACUGUAAGCAAUGUGGGAAAACCUUUAGUUGUUCUUCAUCCCUUACUGAACAUACAAGAACUCACACUGGGGAGAGGCCUUAUGAAUGUAAGGAAUGUGGGAAAGCCUUUAUUCGUUUGUCAACCCUUACUGUACAUAGAAGAAUUCACAGUGGAGAGCGACCUUAUGUAUGUAAGGAAUGUGGGAAAGGUUUUAGUUGUGCCUCACAUCUCGCUAGACAUACGAGAAUUCAUAGUGGGGAGAGACCUUAUGAAUGUAAGCAAUGUGGAAAAGGUUUUAGUUGUUCCUCAAAUCUCACUAGACAUAUGCGAAGUCACAGUGGGGAGAGACCUUAUGAAUGCAAGAAAUGUGGGAAAGGUUUUAGUCAUGCCUCUUGUCUCCCUGUCCGUGUAAGAACUCACAGAGGAGAGAGGUCUUAUGAAUGUAAGCAAUGUGCAAAAGCCUUUAAUUGUUUCUCAUCCCUUACUAAACAUAGAAGAACUCAUAGUGCAGAGAGGCCUUAUAAAUGUAAGGAAUGUGGGAAAGCCUUUAUGCAUGCCUCAUCCCUCACUACACAUAUGCGGACUCACAGUGGAGAGAGGCCCUAUAUAUGUAAGGAAUGUGGGAAAGCCUUUAGUUGUUCCUCAACCCUUACUGUACAUAGAAGAAUUCACAGUGGAGAGAGGCCUUACAUAUGUAAGGAAUGUGGGAAAUCCUUUCGUUGUUCCUCAUCCCUUAGUGGACACAGAGGAACUCACAGUGGAGAAAGGCCUUAUGAAUGUAAGGAAUGUGGGAAAGGUUUUACUUGUGCCUCACAUCUCACUAGACAUAUGCACAGUCACAGUGGGGAGAGGCCUUAUGAAUGUAAGGAAUGUGGGAAAGGUUUUAGUCGUGCCUCACAUCUCACUAGACAUAUGCUUAGUCACAGUGGGGAGAGACCUUAUGAAUGCAAGGAAUGUGGGAAAACCUUCCGUCAUGUCUCAUCCCUCAAAAUACAUAGAAGAAGUCACAGUGGUGAGGUCUUAUGA
Molecule: messenger RNA, 1293 nt
Organism: Orycteropus afer afer
Lineage: Eukaryota; Metazoa; Chordata; Mammalia; Tubulidentata; Orycteropodidae
Source: RefSeq, a predicted model, not a curated record